Falco peregrinus (peregrine falcon) is the source of this 501-nucleotide messenger RNA. It is a transcript of the gene DLEU7, whose product is annotated as deleted in lymphocytic leukemia 7. NCBI's taxonomy places the organism in Eukaryota, Metazoa, Chordata, Aves, Falconiformes, Falconidae. The record is from RefSeq and is a predicted model, not a curated record. The transcript is spliced from 3 exons. Bases 1 to 501 code for a protein of 166 amino acids.
AUGGCUGGUCCGGCCACUCUGCUUGUGUCCGUUGGGCACCAGGCAGGGGCUCUCCGCACCCUCUGGGCUGCUGCAGCCCCCCACCCUCCCCACAACCCCCCACAGCCUUUCCACACCCACCCAGGUGAUCCCAGGCCAGAGAGGCUGGCGAGGUGUGAGACGCUUCGAGAGAUGGCUCUGCACAGCAAGAUGUCCCAACUAGUAGAAGCAACUUCCCGGCUUGUACAAGUAGAGCAGACUCUCCUGCUCCCUCUCCUUCUCCCUGUAGAGCAUCCUCUUCCUCUCCACCCAAAAGAUAGCAUUGAGUUUAGAAAUAUCUGUAGUCACAUGGCUUUACAAGGAGAGGGACAACAAUUUGAGAGAGACUUACAUGAAGCCCACCAGUGUUUGAAGACCAUCAUUGAGAAACUCAUUUGUUCAUUUGCAGUUUUCCCCUCAGAUUCUUAUAUCCCGGUUCAAUCUGCUCUGAGACAAAUCCUGCAGAAUCUCCUGGCAAUGUGA